This is a messenger RNA of Epinephelus fuscoguttatus (brown-marbled grouper), 5444 nucleotides long. Its product is annotated as PDZ domain-containing protein 4-like. The transcript is spliced from 8 exons. Gene Ontology annotation, molecular function: protein binding. The coding region runs from base 2640 to 5444 and encodes 934 amino acids. NCBI's taxonomy places the organism in Eukaryota, Metazoa, Chordata, Actinopteri, Perciformes, Serranidae. The record is from RefSeq and is a predicted model, not a curated record.
UAUACAGUAUAAAAUCCAUGCGUAUUCAGCUGUAGUAGUAGUGCAGCGUCCAGAUCAGCAGGCUCCUCCACCGCUGGGGAACAACCGCCUUUUGUGUUCCCCCCCGCUGCAGUGGGGGAGCGCAUUUACCGUCGCGCCCAAGGGGGAGAAGCCAAGAAGUAUCCUCCAAUCAGCCGUCAGUGAUUUCUCUCAUAUUGUGGGGCUGCUGAUGGUGAUUUAUCACUGACCUGAGACAGGCGCUGCACUCUGCUCUAACACCACAACCACCUGGAAUCCUCCACCAUGGUUUUUAUUUCUUUUCUUAAACACAAAUGCCCUCCUGUGGAUAUUUCAGAUACACUGACCAGAGGACAAAAGGAGGAUUAAAAUGGACUUACUGACUGCCAAUCUUGAAUUUCUUUUUUUUUCCUGCUGCAAACUGAAGAUGGACUAACUUUUACAGGUGCCACAAGAGGACACAAUCUCACAAUCAAAGCUUUAAAAGAAGAAUUUAGAAUUUUUUUCUGAAUAAUUUGUCACAUUUCAUGCUGUAUUUUAUUUUGAAAGCAUGGCAUGCUGAGGAUGAUUGCAGACACGCCACUGCUAUAACCAUGUAGGACUGAUUCUCAGGUAGAUAGAGGUAUAUGGUGAUGGACAUACGAUGGAGACGGGGAGAGGGGGUGACAGUUGGAGCACACCUGCUUGCUGAGCGUGUCUGACACCUCGGUGUCGCUUGUUUAGCGCUCCGCUCUUCAGACUAUCAGCUUCCCCCAAGUUAUCAUGCUUCUCAGUGAGUGGAGAUAGCUUUUCCGGUGUGUGUGUAUGACUGUGUAUGUGUGUGUGUGUGGUUUGUGUUAGAGAGCCAGAGUUUGGGAUUACACUGCCUCUGGAAAGGAUACAGGUGUAGUGGAGCCUUGAAUGAGGAUUAGCAGCUCUUACACCUUGUCGCCAGCAGCACACAGGGCGAUGGACCUUUCAGACAAGACUCUCGAGUGUCACUGGAGGAUUGGAGAUAAAGGUUUAACAAAUGUGAUGAGACACGGGGGGCGAGGAAGGGGACAGGAGGACAGUUGAGAAAGUUCUGUUGAGAUUUUGGUAUUCUUUUAAGUCAAGUUAUAACUGAAUGUGAGUGGAAGUCAGAGGCCAUUUAUAGUAGCUAAUCAAGGACAAUUAUAAUGUAUCAUACAAAUACAAAUACUGCCUAAACAAAUGAAAUCUUUGGAUGUGCAUUGAUGAUAGUGGCGAUAAACAAUCUUGAUUUCCCCAAUAUCCCCGCAUAGCACGAAAUCCAAUUGAUCCACGAGCUGGUUUGAUAUUGAUUUCUGCACACAGUCAGGAUAGAGUCUUGUCUGAUCUCUGCUUGAGAGGUCACUAAUUUAAUUAUAAUCCGUCAUUCAGUCUCGCCUAGAGCGGUCUUCCAUAGUGCUGACUGAGUACGCUGUGGAGAAUCAAUGGUCUAAUACUUGUCAUGAUAUCUGACAACAUAUCAGAUAAACACAACGCGCUCCUGCUGCAGUCUACUAUAACAAUCUCACAGUUUCGCCAUGUGUUAUUUAUGCAUCUUGUGUUAUUUGAGAAAUGACUUCUCCAUUGAUGGCAGUUCUGCUGACAGUUACAGGAAAUUCGGCAGCUCUUGUGCUUGUAGUUGAAAGAAGCAUGUGUUGUUGUCUGUCUUGAUGCAGGUGUGCGUGUUUUUGGGGCUUGUUUCCCUGGCACACGGCUUAUCAUUGCUGCACAGGGCUUAAAGAUCUAAGGGUGUGACAGGCACCACCUUGCACCACUUAACCUGCAAAACCUUAAAAGUUAAAUUAGGAAUUACCUGUAACAAUGCAUAGAUCCUGAAGUGUAGGACAAGAGCAGGGGAGUCCUGACAGGGUGUUCAGGAAGAAGUUAUCUCAACAGCCACACUCAGCUUUACUUCAGCGAUCCUGGGAAGCAGAGGGGAAAGCAGGUGGGAAGCUCGAUGUGGGAGUGAGGAGGAAAAAAACAACAGGACUGAGGCGAGUUCUUUGAUAGCUGUAUUGUUUCUAUCUACCUUGUUCAAAGAGCAUCGCUGAAAAUGUGCUGUUUGGAGGUUCAGCGCUGCGAGUGAAAAAACUCAGGAACAGCGUGGGGGAGUUCAGCUAGAGUUCUGCUGGGGGAAACCUGCUCUAUACUGCAGUUUUCAACACCAGGCAGCGAGGUUCACCUUUUGACAAGUCUGAAACAGCUGCCUGAUCUAUUUAACGACACAAGCACAAAACCUGCUGGACUCUUGGAAACAGCCUCUCUCACAAGAUUACAAGUGAAACUGGACGAUCCACAACAAGCACAUGAACUUAAAGAAGCAGCAUUUUUGCCUGCGAUGGAGCCAGAAACAAAGAGGUGGUGUUGCAGCUCUGAAACUGUCUCUACAUCUGAUUUUACUCUGGAUUAUAACACUUGAAUCGUGAACAAGAAGAGGAGAACACCCAAACAAACUGUGCAUCCGUCCCCGGCAGGGAUGUGUUGUGAACUCUGAGGAGGAGUAGUGUAGUGUGCCACAAGCCUGCGAAUGAGGGUGGGGCUCUCUCACUGCCACAGACAAAGACCUUGAUACAGAGAGAGUCCUGGUUUAAGAACUGGUGGUCAAGUGGGGCAGUUUUGGACCUGCACAGUCCGGCACCGUAUCAAAAGUCACGAUGGGGUGCAACAUGUGUGUGGUUCAAAAGCCCGAGGAACAAUACAGGGUCAUGUUCCAGAAGGGUCACAUAAACAACAUGUUGUGCUCUUUUGACGCCACCGGUCGAUUAAAGGUGAAUGGAAAGGAGCUAUCCCGCCUUUCUGGGGAUCCCACCCUGGACAUACGGGACCCCGUGCUGUCUAACAUACUGCGGCGUGGGGCCCGCAGACGUGCAGGUCUGGCGGGAGCCCCUGGAGGGUUAGUGCCAGUGACCAUGGGCAUGGCCGACUGUGUAGACAGCUGCACCCAGACGGACAUCAGCUUCCAGCAUAUGUUGACUCUCGGCAAGAGCAGCCAGCAUCCCUGCGGAGCUCCACCCCCACCCGACCCUCCGCCGUCCCCUCCACUACCGCCGUUACUGGAGCCGUAUCUAUUCAACGAACUCUUUAUAGAGCCCGUAUACUACGACCCCACUGAUUACUUUGACAUCACUCAGCAUGAAGUGGACCGGCAGGAUGAGCUGGAAUAUGAGGAGGUGGAGUUGUAUAAGUCUCGUCAGCAGGAUAAACUCGGGCUGACAGUGUGUUACAGAACCGACGAUGAGGAGGACCUGGGGAUAUAUGUAGGAGAGGUGAACCCAAACAGUAUCGCAGCAAUAGAUGGACGUAUCCGCAAGGGAGACAGAAUACUACAGAUAAAUGGAGUGGACAUCCAGGACAGAGAGGAGGCAGUAGCUAUUCUCACCAGAGAGGACAGCACUAAUGUCUCCCUGCUCCUUGCACGACCCGAGAUAGAGAAUGACAACCAGUUGGACCCAGAUGAGCUGGACCUGGAGCCACUGGACAACGCUGUUCACCUGCCCUGCAGCCACAGGCUGAAGAACAGCACCUCUGUCUCGGGUGCUGGACCGGGUGACCUUGCUGAUGGGAGUGUACUUGGUAACCAUGGUCACUCAAUAAACAGGGAUUCACCUGAUUUGCUCCAGACUGUGCUGAGCAACAGCCAGGAGCUGGACAGUGGGGUGGGCCGUACAGAUGAAAGCACACGCUACGAGGAGUCUUCAGAACACGACCUUCUGGGAGAUGACCACACUAGUGCCUCCAAUACGAACGCCACCAAUACACCUGGCAGCAUGCGCAAGUUUUUGUCUGGUCGAGGGGACACUCCACCCUUGCUGCACUCCCAGGACCUCCAGUUCAGCACUGACUCUCUCUUAGGACUGGACUGUGUUAACGGGGGAGGGCUGGAACACAUGGAACGAUUGGAGAGGACCUACAUGGCAGAUCCAAUGAGGAUGAUGAUGCCUGGGCUGACUGAGGAAGAGUGUGAGAGGUACAAAGAGCUCCUGGAAAUCAAGUGUUACUAUGAGAAGAACAGUAAUGCUCUGAUGCUCCUGGGAGGUCAGGGGCCGGUACCAGAGGAAGGUGGUGUCUCACUGGAUGUGAACAGGAAUGAAAGCCUGACACAGCAUGAGAUGGCCCUCCUGGAGGAAGAACUACGCCACUUGGAGUUCAAGUGUCGUAACAUCUUGAGGGCACAGAAGAUGCAGCAGCUGAGGGAGCGUUGUCUGAAGGCUUGGCCGCUUGAGGACAAGAAUGGAGCAAGUGCAGGGGCUGGAGCAGGACGCUUGGACAUUACUGGUACUCUGGUCAGCGAGGAGACCUGUCACCACGCUCUGUCAGACAUCAAUGAGCUCCCAGAGAGGGAGCGCUCUGAUAAGGACAGUACGAGUGCAUACAACACUGGAGGGGAAAGUUGCAGGAGCACCCCUCUGGUCAAUGAACAGUAUCCAUCACCCUCUACACAGAGCCUGGAGAGAGGAGAGCCUCUUCUCCAAGCUGGUACACAGUUUCCAACCUCCACUAGGCAGAGAGGUAGCCGGGCUGAAAGAGGGGACAGGACACAAGCAAACCUCAACCAACCCUACUCUCCCCACUCUAACAGAAGACGAGCUGAAGCUAAGACGUCCAGUCCUGGAGCUAAGGUUAGGUCUCUGCCUCGGGAUAGAGGGACCAGGCGGGGCUCAGAUGGAGAGGUGAGACGUAACCCCAAAGCUAACGGGACAGCUGAGAGGGCUGGUGGAUACAGUGCAGAGAACAGUCCUUACCUGUCCCGCCGUCACACUGACACAAAGCCGCCCCAGCACUACCUGAGCUGCAUGCAGCUGAGGUCUCCUUCCACCUCUGAGCGCCUUAAUGGUCUCAGAGACACUCCCAGAGAGAGCAGCAUGGAGACUUGGGGCGACGCCAGCCCAAUGAGCUUGGGGAGCACAUGUAAAGACAUUGUCCAGGACCCAAGUGCUGUACCCUUGUCUCCUCCACUGUUGCCUGCAUCCCCUCGUAUGGAGUGGAAAGUGAAGAUCCGUAGUGAUGGCUCUCGCUAUGUGGCCAAACGCCCAGUGAGGGAUCGCCUCCUGAAGGCACGCGCCAUGAAGAUCAGAGAGGAGCGCAGCGGCAUGACCACAGAUGACGAUGCUGUGAGUGAGAUGAAGAUGGGCCGUUACUGGAGCAAAGAGGAGCGCAAGCAGCAGCUGCUGAAGGCCCGAGAGCAGCGGCGCCGCAGGGAGUUCAUGAUGCAGAGCCGCCUCGACUGUUUGAGAGAGCGUGACAGGGACCAGGGCGGCAGUGGGGGAGGUCAGCAGGGGUCGACACAGCAGCAGGAACCCGCAUCCAUCCUGGAGCUGUGCCACCGCAGGAGCAUGAAGAAGCGGAGUCGCAGAAUCCUGGACAACUGGAUCACGAUACAAGAGCUACUUGCCCAUGGGACCAGGUCUGCUGAUGGGAAGAAAGUCUACAACCCCCUGCUCUCUGUCACCACAGUCUGA